UUCUCGUGUUGAAAAUUGACAUUUUUCAAACCUUUAGGCUAGAGCUCUACUUAUAUCUAGCUAUUCUAUUCUAGACUGUAUAAUGCCAUCACGGAGCAGCAGGCGCCGAGCCUCGCGGCAGAGGAGAUGGUCUCUCUGGUGUUUUGCAGGUGCUGAUGUGAAGGAGACCGUGGACAUGGGGACGCAGACGGAGUUCCCGACCGUGGAGGUGGCCACCCAGGCGGACGGACCCGAGACGGCAGAGGCGACCACUCAGGCAGGUUGGGUGACAGCCGAGGCCAGCACUCAGGCUGCUUGUGGAACGGCUGAGGCCGGGAUACAGGCAGUGAGAGUAAUGGCCGAAGCUGGAUGUCAAUCUGUCUGGGCAACCAGCGAGGCCUCUGUCCAGGCGGUUGCGGUAAUUGCUGAGGCUGACACCCAGGUGGACUCGACGGACGCGACCCCUUUGCUUGAUGCUGAGCUGCCAGGAGCAUCUGUCCAGAGGACAACUAGUGCUGUUCCAGACUCCGACUGGACAGUCCAGCACAUGUACCAGACGACAGCCUUUGAGUAUUCAGAGUUCUUCCGCAACGGCCAGAUGUGGGUGGAGGUGAAGCUCAGGUGUGAGGAGAGGCGUGAGGGCCCGUACCUCAGGCAGUACUGGUACCUCAUCAACAACUGUUCCCAAGAGACAGCAGAGGGAUUCCUGCCCUACGCUAACGGAGAGCUGCUCACUUGCAUUGAGUGGUACUGUGGGAGCAUCACUGCGGUGUACUCACACAUCCACACACAGAUGACCACAGUUAUGGACAUAGGAGGACUCCUGUACGGCGAGACAUCGACCAGCUGCAGGGGUCUGUCCAUGGACGCUGCUGGAACCUGGACUCGCCUGGAGAGGAUCGACACUCUGCGGAUGCCCCUGGACCAGUUCUUCACUCCUCAGCCAGACCCUGAUGACGACUCUGCUGGCCUCUUGGAAAUCGACUGGUAUCCUGGUGAUGACUCUCCUGGUCCUGAUCCUGACGCUGAUGGAUUCGGCGCUGAUGGUGACAACGCUGGAUUCGACAACGCUGCUGAUGCCGACGCUGGAUUCGACGCUGCUGAUGACGACACUGGAUUCGACGCUGCUGAUGACGAUGCUGGAUUCGACGCUGCUGAUGACGACGCUGGAUUCGACGCUGCUGAUGACGAUGCUGGAUUCGAUGCUGCUGAUGACGACGCUGGAUUCGACGCUGCCGAUGACGGCGCUGCUGAUGACGACGCUGCUGAUGACGACGCUGGAUUCGACGUUGCUGAUGACGAUGCUGGAUUCGACGCUGCUGAUGACAACGCUGGAUUCGACGCUGCUGAUGACGACGCUCGAUUCGACACUGCUGAUGACGACACUGGAUUCGACGCUGCUGAUGACGCCGUUGGAUUCGACGCUGCUGAUGACGACGCUCGAUUCGACGCUGCUGAUGACGACGCUGGAUUCGACGCUGCUGAUGACACCGUUGGAUUCGACACUGGAUUCAACGCUGCUGCUGAUGCUACUGCUGACAACUCUACGGCCCCUGGAUUUGACGAUGCUGCUGGUUGCUCUGGUGCUCUCUCUGCUGCUGCCUCCAUUGCUAGCCAGGUUCCCUCUGUGUACUACCUCUUCCAGUCCACCGGUCUGGGGGACUUCCCCCUGAGGCUUGCUGGACUGAGGGACGCCUUCGCUGUCUUGCUUGAGCAGCCAGAGACAGCCAACUUCAUCGCUGUGACAGGGUCCAUGCUUCUGAAGAACUUGGCCGCCCUCAAUGGAAAGGAUGCUGGGGCAACUCAGCAGGCCUUUGACGAGGUGGUGGCCUUCGCCCAGACACAGACUCCCACCAUCACCACUGAGCUCCUGGAGGUUGGGUCUAAGAUGAUGUAA
This is a messenger RNA of Engraulis encrasicolus (European anchovy), 1876 nucleotides long. RefSeq lists its product as uncharacterized. NCBI's taxonomy places the organism in Eukaryota, Metazoa, Chordata, Actinopteri, Clupeiformes, Engraulidae. The record is from RefSeq and is a predicted model, not a curated record. The coding region runs from base 83 to 1876 and encodes 597 amino acids. The transcript is spliced from 12 exons.